Pecten maximus is the source of this 3718-nucleotide messenger RNA. RefSeq names its product heterogeneous nuclear ribonucleoprotein Q-like. The record is from RefSeq and is a predicted model, not a curated record. Bases 141 to 1991 code for a protein of 616 amino acids. NCBI's taxonomy places the organism in Eukaryota, Metazoa, Mollusca, Bivalvia, Pectinida, Pectinidae. Gene Ontology annotation, molecular function: mRNA binding. Gene Ontology annotation, cellular component: ribonucleoprotein complex; nucleus. The transcript has 12 exons.
CGAGGGUAUAACCAUGUUUUCAAAUAUGUAAACCCCAAUUUUCAUUCUUUCUUGUCGCUAAUGUCUAUUUAGGCGGUGAGGUUCAGGAAUUUGAACCUAAAAACGUUUAUUUUUGGCAUCCCUGUUCAAAAAGAAAUCCGAUGGCUCAAAAUGGAAUAGAAGAAAUGGAUCAAGCGGCAGAGGAACAACUUUUGGCAGAUGAAAUGGACACCAAUGGAUCAAAAAGUGAAAACCAAAAAAACCAUCAGAAACUUUUAGACUAUGGAAUUAAUGUUAAAGUUGCUGAUGAACUCCAAAAAAUGUGCAACCAAGAUAAACUUGACCAUGACGAACUUGAUGAAAGAGCGCUGGAUGCUCUGAAAGAAUUCAACCCUGAUGAUGGUGUUGCAGUUCUGAAACAGUUCAGUGAAAGUUGUUUAGAACAUGUAACAAACAAAAGUGCAUUUUUAUGUGGAAUGAUGAAAACUUAUCGUCAGAACAAAAAACAGGGAUCAUCAGCAGCUACAGCAAAAGGACCCGAUGAACAAAAAUUAAAAGAAAUCUUGGACAGGACGGGCUACUCUUUAGAUGUGACUACAGGGCAAAGAAAAUAUGGUGGCCCCCCUCCUGAUACAGAUGACACGCCACCAGGACCUGGACACGAGGUCUUUGUGGGGAAGAUUCCUAAAGAUGUCUUUGAAGAUGAACUUAUCCCACUGUUUGAAGAAUGUGGAAGAAUAUGGGACCUGCGUCUCAUGAUGGAUCCAAUGACUGGAUUCAACAGGGGCUACUGUUUUGUGACAUACUGUGAAAAAUCUGGAGCUCAGGAAGCUGUAAGCAAGCUUGAAAACCAUGCUAUUAAAGAUGGGAAGCACAUUAAAGUAAACAUUUCCGUCGCCAACCAGAGACUUUUUGUUGGAAACAUACCGAAAAGCAAGACGCGGGAUGAAAUAUUUGAAGAAUUCUCAAAAAAGACAGAGGGUUUGUCUCAGGUUAUCAUAUACAGAUCUGCUGAAAAGGAAAAUCAAAAGAACCGAGGAUUUGCCUUUCUGGAAUACGAUUCUCAUAAAUCUGCAUCUACAGCAAGAAGGAAGUUGGCUUCUGGCAGAAUCAAAGUGUGGGGCUGUGAUAUCAUUGUAGACUGGGCAGAUCCUAUUGAUGAACCAGAUGACAAUACAAUGGCAAAGGUGAAAGUGUUGUAUGUGCGAAAUCUAACCAGUGAUGUCACUGAGGAACUUCUCAAAGAAAAAUUUGGUGAAUAUGGCAAGAUUGAACGUGCCAAAAAGAUCAAGGAUUAUGGAUUUAUCCACUAUGAGGAAAGAGAGGAUGCCAUGAAAGCUCAGGAAGCCAUGAACGGACAGAAAUUGGGCAAACAAGAAAUUGAAGUCUCCAUGGCGAAGCCACCAACUGAGAAUAAAAAGAAAGAACAGAGGAAACGUGAACAGGAAAGACGACAGAUGUACAUGGCUGUCGGAAGAGGUGGUCCCUUUGGAUACGACGACUACUGGGGUCCACCAAUGAGGCCACCCAUGCACCCAAGGGGAGGAAUGAGGCGUCCAGGUCCACCCAUGCCAGCCAGGCCUUAUGAUUACUAUGAUGAUUACUAUGGUUACGAUGAAUUUUACGACUAUGGUUACCAUCCUGGACCUCGUGGACGUGGAGGGCGAGGGGGACCUCCACCACCAAUGCGAGGUCGAGGAGGCGGCCCCCCACGGGGUGGUGGUCCUAGAGGAGGCAUGAUUCCUCGGGGAGCAAGAGGAGCUAUGCGAGGGCCUAGGGGAGCGAUGCGGGGCCGAGGUGGACCCCCACCAAAGCCAGUUCCACAGUUCCGAGGAGGAAAGAGAAAAGCAGGAAACGAAAUAGGACAAGCCCAAACGAAAAGACGCAAUACACAGGAUAAUUGGGGAGCCCAGCCCAUCGCACAGCAGCCUCUUGAUCAAUCUGGCGGUUAUGGUGGAGGAUACAAUGAUGCACAGUGGUACCAGGAUUCAUAUGGGCAAAAUUGGGGUUGAGCAAUCAACCUUUAAUAAUUAUUUUCAGUUCUUUGUUAAGUGGUGUAAAAUUACUGUGUCCCUGUAGGAAUGACAAGAAAAUUGCCAAAAAAAUCUUUCAAUGCACAAAAAUUCUGCCUUUGGAGAAGGAUUAUCUUUGGGAUUAUAUUUGGCAUCUGCCAUCAAAAGACAACGAUCAUGUAGACAUGAUUAAAUUGAUUUCUAUACAGACAUCUUGGAACCAAGGAAUCUGUGGCAGGCUAAUCAUUCUGAAAAGGAUACUUGAGGUUAAAAUACAACCUCUAUUUAACUGGCAUGCCAGUAUGCAGCAGUUCAUCAUCAUGAAAUUUUUUAAAUCAAUAUUUUUAAAAAGGACCAUAGUUUCUACAAAAAUAUAGUUGUGGAAAGUAAUUCAAAUCAUUGACAAUAUUUUCAUGGAAAAUUAAUUGAAUGAUCGUGUUUGUUUUUUUUAAAUUUUUGUGUUCUUGGUCUGUGUCAUUGUAGUUAUCCUUCAUCAUAAUUCAUCAUUAAAAUGUAAUACUUUUAUUAUUGGCUCGGCCGAUUUGUUCAAAAUUUGAGUGGAAAAAAUAAUACUCAAAAAAAUGGACUUUGAUCAAUUUUAUUUAUCUGCAGGCUGCCAUAAUGGCUAAUGGUUGCAAGGAUGUUGUUUUCUUUGGCCAAUCAUGAAAAAAAUGACCCUUCAAUUUUACACACUUUUUUCCUCCCACUAAUUAACCAGAACAUGCAAGCUAAACAAAAAAUGACCUAAGCAAAUGGAUUUGGAGAUAAUGUUGACAAAAAGUGCUCUGCAUUUCUGGUUGUGUUAAUUGUGAAACCCUUUUCCAUCAAUAGCACCCAAAAUUUGAAGCUGUUCAAGCAUGGGACGUGAAAGCAAAAAUAAUGUUUUGAACACUGGCUACAGAUUGGCAAGGGUUUCUUUAUUGCUAACAUCAAAGCCUAGCAUGUUUAAUUGAAAAUGUUAUGUUUCGUUGAUUUUGGUUUAAAUGGUUUUGAAAGAAUUAUCUACAAAUUAUUGAGCUGAUUAGGAUCAAAAUCAAUUUUCACAAAUGCUGGUGAUUAGUAUAUUAAGUGAAAAGAAAAUUUCAUCAUUUUUAACAUAAUACUUUUCAGAUGAAUUGUUCGCAUUUGUAUUGUUUACCCCAUUUAUUUACAUGUAUGCAUUCUCCCAUCUUUUUGCAUACUAACAUAUUCUCUUUUUCUUUUUUUCUCUCUUCCUGUCAAAAAAAAAAGAAAAGAAAUGCGCCACCAAAAACAAAAAAAAAACACUGAAAUUGAUAGUAAAAUCAAUAUGAAGUCUCAAGAAAAAAUCUUUGAAAAAUGCGCCGCAAAAAAUCUUUUUCAGAACAUAUUUUGAUAUAGCUGCAUCAAAUCGAUCGAAAAGUAAUACAAGCAGUUCUCAUGGUUUUGAUAAUUUAACAAAUUAGUUUAGUUUUGGCACAUGGUUUGGAACUGAAUGUUUGGCGAAGUCGAACAAACUUUGCUGCAUAUAGGUUCCCUCAGCCUGUUUCUCCCGUCCAGGGAUCUGAAAGGCUGACCCCACUGACCAGUGUGCUGCACUCAGUCUGGGCCACCCAACAACAUCACAGUGGACUUGACUUCUGACAGGUAAUGUGGUCAUAGGGCGGCCUUCACCUGGCAACUUGAUAUUCAGGCACACGAAAAGAACAACACAUUUGGCUUUGUGAUAUCAAAACAAAAAAUGAGGAAAGAAUAAUUCCUCGAAAAAC